AUGCAGUUGGGAGAAGGUUUUAUUACUCAUACCUUUGGGCUUGAAAGGGAGUUAAGGAUGAGGAGGAACACCUUGGUUGCCCUUGUCACUUGGCUCAUGGUGGUGGCCUUCUUUGUGGCCACUGCAACUGCUGCUGCACAAAUGAAGGCUAUGGAGCAUGAGAUCGAUUCGCUGCCAUGCAGGUGCUGCUGGAUUGUACGGCCAGGAGUAUGCGGGCAUUCCUGCUGUGGGGAUAACUGCUGCCCAUAGACAUCAAUCAGGGUUAUUGCCUUCCCUGGCAUUUCAACUCUGAUCUUCUUCAAAUAUGGGACCUGAAAAAUGUGACGGAGCAAUCAUGAGUUUCUAAAAUAAAAGGAAGGCAUUUAGUCACUGAAAACUCUGUAUUUCAUAAUAUCAGUGUUUCUGAUGUACUAAAUAAAAGUUCUCUGCUACAGAUAGAAAGAACUGUUGCCCUUUACUCG
Molecule: messenger RNA, 461 nt
Organism: Elaeis guineensis (African oil palm)
Lineage: Eukaryota; Viridiplantae; Streptophyta; Magnoliopsida; Arecales; Arecaceae
Source: RefSeq, a predicted model, not a curated record